UACAGAGACCUUUUCAUUCAGUAUCAAUCGAACUUCUAAGCUUAAAACAUCACAUUAACUCAGUAUACUUCCGGAGAGAGUAAAAUAGACAAGUGAAAAUGGCAUUUCUAGACUCAGUUCUAGGGUGGAUUGGCCAAAAUAAGGCUGUUUGUGCACUUUCAGUAUUGCUAUUCGCCUUCUUUAUAUCAACAAUUGCUCUAGCCGUACAAAAGAACAAUCUUGCGGCUGAACUGGAGACUUGCGGAGUUACAACACCUCCACCAACAUCACCACCAGAAAGUUUUAAGCACCGACUUCCUUCCAACAUUAUUCCAACUCACUAUGAAUUGUUCUUGCAUCCCAAUUUGGUGGACGAAACCUUCACAGGGAAUGUUACAAUUUCUCUGAAAGUCCUCGAAACUGCGUCACAUAUUGUCUUGAACUCUAAUAAACUCACAAUUACAUCCGUGGCUCUGCAUUCUCCGUCAUCGCAAGCAAUUGAUACGGAACAUGAGCUUAGUGAGGAAUUUGAAAGUUUACGUGUGACUCCAAAAUCGGGAAAUUUAGCAGUUACAACGGAUACUUCUACCUACAGCCUUUUUAUAGAAUUUAAUGGAGUUAUGCAUGACAAGAAUGUAGGACUAUACAGCAGUAAAUACAGAAGGGUUAACGGAAACAACGAGGUCACGAUAUCAUCAUCUAAAUUCCAACCUACCUAUGCCAGACAAGCUUUUCCAUGCUUCGAUGAACCUGCAUUCAAAGCAACGUACAGCAUCAGCUUAGUACGCCCUAGACAAAAUGAUUAUAUAGCACUGUCUAAUAUGCCUCAACUGGAAGUUACAGAUGGUCCUGGUGAAAAUGAAGUGACUGUGAAAUUUGCUCAAUCUCCACAGAUGAGCACGUACUUAGCAGUGUUCCUAGUUGCAGAUUUUCAGCAUGAGGCAGUGGAGAUUGUAAAUCCUCUAGGGGACAACUUUGAUCUGAAGAUUUAUCUACCGGAAGGUCAACAGGAAAAGGGCAAGUUCGCUCUAAAUGCAGCAAAAAAUAUCAUUGAGUACUAUAUCGAAUACUUUGAUAUUGAAUAUCCAUUGCCUAAGUUGGAUAUGGCUGCAAUUCCUGAAUAUGUUUCUGGAGCCACAGAACAUUGGGGAUUGGUUACAUUUAGGGAGACCUCUCUUCUAUGGGAAGAAGGUGAAGGUUCUUCUAGGAAUAAACAGAGAGUGGCUUCUGUAAUUUCUCAUGAACUUGCGCAUAUGUGGUUUGGAAACUUAGUUACAUGCGAAUGGUGGAAUGAUAUCUGGCUCAAUGAAGGAUUCGCUUCUUACAUCGAAUUCAAGGGUCUUGCUUGGUUGAAUUGGAACAUGGAUGAGCAAUUCCUAAUUGAAGAUCUUCAUGGGGUUAUGGAAUUAGACUCGAAGGUCGCAUCCCAUCCGAUAGUUCAGCAAGCUACAACACCUGACGAAAUUACGGCUCUUUUCGAUAGCAUUGCUUACAGCAAAGGUGCAUCGAUAAUAAGAAUGCUGGAGGGAUUUGUGACAAGUGAAGUAUUCCGAACGGGUGUCCAGAAGUUCCUUAGAGACUUCCGAUACAAAUCAGUUGUAACUGCCGAUUUCUUCCGAUACAUGGAUGAAGUUACUGAUGAUGACAUGAAUGUUACACAAAUAAUGUCUACAUGGACUGAGCAGAAGGGUUACCCAGUGGUUUUCGUUAAGAGAGUAAAUGAUACCACGUAUGAGCUUACCCAGGAACGUUUUCUUCUGAAUCCUGACUCCAAGGAGGAGGAAACUGAAGACUCGCCCUUCCUCUGGUACAUCCCCAUUACUUACAUGAGUGAUAAAACGAACAGUGAUAAGGUCCUGUGGAUGAAACCUUCUGAUACCAACAUUCAAAUCAAUAUUGGAUCUGAAUCGAAGUGGAUCAAAGUCAAUGACAAACAAAUUGGAUACUAUAUCGUGAACUAUGACAAUUGGGAUGAAAUUAUCAAUCAGGUCAAAAUAGGAGAUAAGUUUACGGCGAUGGAUCGGGCACAACUCCUUCAUGAUUCCUUCAAACUUGCGGAUUCAUUGAGUAUUUCGUACAAUGUCCCCUUGGAACUAUCAACUUACUUGACUCUGAAGACUGAAACUAAUUAUGUUCCUUGGUCCGUAGCUUCCAGUAAAUUUUUAAGUCUUCAGGGAAUGCUCGAUUAUCCCUCUUUAAACCUUAUACGUUAUGUUCAAGAAGAGAUCCUACAGAUUUACGAUUUUGUGAAUCCAGUAAAUAUUGACAACGAUGGACCAGACGAUCAUCUUAAGAAGCUACUUAGGGAAAAGAUCAUGAACUUGGCAUGUCAUUUUGAUUACAGCGAUUGCCUUACUUACGUAAAAGAACAUUUUGCGCGAUAUUUAGCCAACGAAAAUGAGAAACCGAAUGUCGAUAUUCGUCAAUCCGUUUACUAUCAUGGAAUGAGGGAUGUUUUCAAUCGAGCUGAUUGGGAUAAGAUAUUUGAUCGUUUUGUAAAAGAAAAUGAUCCCCAGGAAAGAGCCAAGCUUAUGGAAGCUCUGGCUGGUACAUCUUCCCAGCUCCUUCUAGGAGUUUAUUUGGAUAUUGCUCAAAACAAAACUGGCCCCAUCAAGAAGCAAGAUUAUGUUUCUGUAAUGCAGUACAUUGCCUAUAACCGAAAUGGCGAGCAACUCGUCUGGAAAUACGUUAGAGAAAAUUGGGAAGCCAUUACGCAAAUUAUUGAUGUAAACGACCGAACUCUGGGUCGAAUGAUUCCAAAUAUAACAAAAAGAUUCAAAACUGAAGCACAAUUGAAAGAGCUCGAAGAAUUCAUCGAGAAGUAUCCGAAUGCAGGAGCAGGUGAAGCAGGUCGGAAAGAAGCUCUGGAAACGAUCAAGUACAACAUUAAGUGGAGUGCACAGAAUAAGGAAGUGAUUAAUACUUGGUUGACAGAGCACUUUGAAAUGGUUCACAAUCCAAAUCUCGUGCGCCCGUCGUCAGUUUCGAAUUUUUCCCGCCAAGAUUCCACGACUCUGCGCAAAAGCCAUUCACUGGUGGUGACUCUGGCAACCAUCUGCUUGAUACUUAUAUGUCUGCUAUGUAUUGUGGUGUUUGGGCUGGUGUUAGUUGGGAAGAAUCUGUCAAGUGUAUCUCAGUCAUCGGCACUCAGGAGUACCUCUGGACAACCGCUGCAGGAUAGCAUAUCCCUGGUUAAUCGUUCAAUCCUCACUCUUCAAAAUUCAGUAAAGUCCCAGGAAGUACCAGGAAACACAGUAAUCCCAGGAAACAGUACAGACGGCGGAAUGGCAUCAGCGAGAUUCGCCAAGAUUGUGGAGCAAUUGUCAUUCCGGUUGCCAAGUGAGGUGAGGCCAAAAAGAUACAAUCUUCACCUUCAUCCCAAUCUCGUGGAGAAAACCUUCUCUGGCAAUGUGUCUAUUGACUUGGAAGUAUCCAAGCCAGUGUCUUUCAUUGCUGUCCACACCAAAAAACUCACUAUCAGCUCCACGAGUCUCGUCCAGAAGCUCGGAACAUCUCAAGCAGUGCCACUCGAGGAGACAUUUGAAUAUGAACCCUUUGAAUAUUGGGUCACUGUGCCAAAAGAGACCAUCCAGGAGGGACUUUAUCAGCUCAAUAUGUCCUUCAAUGGGAGUUUGAUAAACAGAAUUGUGGGAUUCUAUGCUAGUUCAUAUUUUAACCCUCUGCGGAAUGAAACAAGGACAAUCGCAACGUCGAAAUUUGAGCCAACUUAUGCAAGACAAUCGUUUCCGUGUUUCGAUGAACCAGCCAUGAAGGCACCAUUUAAAAUUAGUAUUGUUCGUCCAACUGGUGAUAACUACAUCUCCCUGUCCAAUAUGAAUGAGGAGGAGACUCAAGAGAAUGGACCGGAAACUGUGUCGCAUUUUGCCGAAAGUGUUCCCAUGAGCACUUAUUUGGCCUGUUUCAUCGUAUGCGAUUUUCUUCACAAUGCGGAAACUGUAAAGACCAAUGGGAUUGGGAAGGAUUUCCAACUGAAAGUUUAUGCGACUCCCCAUCAACUCAACAAAACACAAUUUGCACUAAAGACUGGCGUGGGAAUUACUGAAUACUACAUUCAGUAUUUCCAAAUUGAAUAUCCACUUCCAAAACUAGAUAUGAUAGCGAUCCCUGAUUUUGUAUCCGGAGCAAUGGAAACAUGGGGUUUGAUAACUUACCGUGAGACUGCUCUUCUUUAUGAUCCUCUCAUCAGUUCCUCAGUAAACAAGCAGCGAGUGGCUAGUGUUGUCGCUCAUGAAUUAUCUCACAUGUGGUUCGGCAAUCUCGUGACGAUGCGCUUCUGGAAUGAUCUAUACCUGAAUGAGGGAUUCGCUUCCUACAUCCAGUACAAAGGCUGUGACCAUCUUUUCCCAUCCUGGGGCAUGAUGGAUCAAUUCUUAAUUGAUGAUGUGCACUAUGUGUUCAGAAUUGAUGCAUCUCUUGCAACUCAUCCAAUUGUUCAGACUGUGAGCAAUCCCGAUCAGAUAACCGAGAUGUUCGAUUCGAUUUCUUACAGCAAAGGAGCAGCAAUUAUUCGGAUGCUGGAAGAUAUUAUUGGGAAAGAUAACUUCCAAAAGAGCAUCACUAGAUACCUCAAUGCUCACAAAUACGGAAAUGCUGAUACAAAUGAUCUACUGACGCAAAUGGAAAAGCUCAAUUUGGACUAUGAUAUCAAGUAUGUGAUGGACACAUGGACCAGACAAGGAGGAUUUCCCGUGGUUACUGUAGAGAAGCUCAACAGUACUAAGUACAAAUUAACCCAGAAGCGAUUCUUCUCCAAUCCUGAGAAUGAUAUUUCAUCAGCACCUCCCUCUGAGUACAACUACCGGUGGUAUAUCCCUAUAACGUAUUACACGGAUCGGAAUUCUAAAGUUGAGAGAAAGUGGUUCCCUAAUUCGGAUACGGAGGCGGAAAUUGUGAUUGAUGAGCCACAUAGCUGGAUAAAGAUCAACAAGGACCAAAUUGGCUACUACUACGUCAACUACCCUGAAGAAGUUUGGCAAGCCCUCACGAGUGCCUUGAUCGAGGACAAGAACAGUCUUUCAGUAUCUGAUCGAUCACAGCUCCUGAACGAUGUGUUCUAUCUGGCGGAUUCGACGCAAGUUUCCUACGACAUUGCUCUCAAUCUCACUAGAUACCUCAGGAAUGAAGAUCAGUAUGUUCCUUGGGUCGUGGCGAUCAGUCGACUGAGGAAUAUUUACAAUUUGAUGUACCAGACGGAUCUAGUGCCUCAGGUGGAGAAAUACUGCUUGCAGCUCCUCGAGAAGGCCUAUCAAUCAAUCGGAUGGAACGUUAGUGCAGAUGAUCAUUUGAACAAUCGUUUGCGUGGUAGAAUUCUGGAUUUGGCUUGUUCAAUGGGUCACGAAGAAUGCCUGAAUCACGCGGGUAAAGAAUUUGACAAGUGGCUACAAAAUCCUUCCGAUCGACCUCAUCCUGACCUCCGUGCCCUGAUCUACGAGUACGGAAUGGUUUCUGUUGGUAAUAAGGCUAAAUGGGAACAAGUCUGGAAGCUCUACCUGGCUGAAACUGAUGCCCAGGAGAAGAUCAAGCUGAUGAAUGCCCUGUCAGCAAUUACAGAUCUCUCCGUACUUAAUCGCUUUAUCAGUCUGUGCUGGGAUGAGAAGAAUGUUCGGGGGCAGGACUACUUUUCAGCCAUGAUCUCUAUUGCCAGCAAUCGCAUUGGGCAGAACCUAGUUUGGGACUAUGUUCGGGAGAAUUGGGAGAAUUACGUGAAGAGAUUCGGACUCAAUGAGCGUUACUUAGGUCGCAUGAUUCCUGCAAUCACCAGACGUUUCAAUACAAAUACUAAAUUGGAGGAAAUGAAGGCAUUCUUUGCUAAAUACCCAGAAGCUGGAGCUGGAACAGCUGCACGACAAGAAGCCCUGGAAAACGUACAUGGGAACAUAAAGUGGCUUCAGAAUAACAAAGAUGUUGUCGUUGAGUGGUUCACAAAAAAUCUUUAGAAAUAUUUUCUUAUGAAUUUUUGAAUAAAUUGAUGGAUUUGA
Messenger RNA from Phlebotomus papatasi, 5978 nucleotides. RefSeq lists its product as uncharacterized. Gene Ontology annotation, molecular function: zinc ion binding; metalloaminopeptidase activity; peptide binding. Gene Ontology annotation, biological process: proteolysis; peptide catabolic process. The transcript has 17 exons. Gene Ontology annotation, cellular component: cytoplasm. NCBI's taxonomy places the organism in Eukaryota, Metazoa, Arthropoda, Insecta, Diptera, Psychodidae. The record is from RefSeq and is a predicted model, not a curated record. The coding region runs from base 99 to 5936 and encodes 1945 amino acids.